Molecule: messenger RNA, 1431 nt
Organism: Mesocricetus auratus (golden hamster)
Lineage: Eukaryota; Metazoa; Chordata; Mammalia; Rodentia; Cricetidae
Gene: Lipi
Product: lipase I
Exons: 11
Coding region: 1-1431 (476 amino acids)
Biological process (GO): lipid metabolic process
Molecular function (GO): lipase activity; carboxylic ester hydrolase activity
Source: RefSeq, a predicted model, not a curated record
AUGAGAAUAUACAUUUUUCUGUGUCUGAUGUGUUGGAUAAGAUUUGGGUAUUUACAUUUUCUACGGAAAACCACUACAGUGCAUAAAGAUCCUGAGAAUAAUAAAACAUGUCUUGAAUUCUCAAAAUUAAAUGCAAUGAAUUCUAUAAAAGAUUUGUUUUUCCCAAAACUAAGGCUAAAUCUGAUGAUGUAUUCAAGGGACAAUCUAAACUGUGCAGAACCACUCUUUGUGUCUAAUAACUCCGUUAAUGAACAUUUCAACCUGUCAAAGAAAACUGUCUGGAUUAUCCAUGGAUACAGACCACUGGGCUCCACACCAAAAUGGCUUUCUAAGUUUAUCAAGGUAGUUUUGAAACAAGAAGAUGUGAAUCUCAUUGUUGUAGACUGGAACCAGGGUGCCACAACUCUGAUUUACACUAGAGCUGUUAAAAACACCAGAAUUGUUGCUGAGAUGUUGAGUCAAUGCAUUCAAAUUCUUUUGAACCAUGGGGCAUCUCUUGACAAUUUUCAUCUCAUAGGCAUGAGCUUAGGCGCUCAUGUUAGUGGUUUUGUAGGAAAACUAUUUCAUGGGAAACUUGGAAGAAUUACAGGUCUUGAUCCAGCUGGACCAAAAUUUUCUGGAAAACCAUCAGAUAGCAGAUUAGAUUACACUGACGCAAAGUUUGUGGAUGUCAUUCAUACUGAUUCCAAAGGCUUAGGCAUUCUAGAGCCAUUGGGACAUAUAGAUUUUUACCCAAAUGGAGGAAAACAACAGCCAGGUUGUCCUACGAACAUUUUUUCAGGAAUGAAUUACUUAAAAUGUGACCAUCAGAGAGCAGUUUACUUGUUCCUUGGAGCUUUUGAAACAAACUGCAAUUUUGUAUCAAUUCCCUGUGGCUCCUACAAAGAUUACCAAAAUGGUUUAUGUGUGGACUGUGGAAACCUUUACAAAGACUCCUGUCCUAGGCUUGGUAAUCAAGCUAAGCUAUGGAAAGAAGGUUUGAAGAAAAAAAUGGAAGGGUGGCCUCUCAGGACCACUGCAUUUUUGGAUACUAGCAGUGAAUAUCCAUUCUGUACAUAUUAUUUUACUCUCAGUUUAGUUGCUUCAAACAAAACUAUGAGAGAUGGAUCAAUUUCAUUCCUUUUACUAAACAGUUUUAAGAGAUUUGAAUUCCCCAGGCUCUAUGUGAAAAGCCAACCAUCUGAUAAUAUUCAAGAAGUCAAGAUCCUUGCUCAGUUCAUAAGUGAUGUUGUGGACAUUUCAUGCAUUUAUAUGACAUACUUGCAGUCUUCAGAUUCCUACUGCUCCACCUGCCAACACAGAUUCCAGAGUCUCGUGUUAAAGUCACUUACAUACCCAGAAAGACCACCACUUUGUAAGUAUAAUUUUGUACUUAAGGAAAGAACAAUGACAGAACUUCGACCAGAUGCAUGCAAGACACCGAUGGUGUGA